Messenger RNA from Closterium sp. NIES-67, 4069 nucleotides. NCBI's taxonomy places the organism in Eukaryota, Viridiplantae, Streptophyta, Zygnematophyceae, Desmidiales, Closteriaceae. The record is from the annotation of a GenBank genome assembly.
CGUCAUUCCCGAGAUCCUCGUCAUUCCCUAGAUCACCUUGCAAUAUCCCAUUCCAUAGACCUGUAAGCUACCGAGUUACGGCGUUCUACGUUACGGCGUUUUACGUUACGGCGUUUUACGUUACGGCGUUCUACGUUACGGCGUUCUACGUUACGGCGUUCUACGUUCCGGCGUUCUACGAGCAUGUCAAAGCGUUCCGGCGACUACGAGCAUGACAACGGCCGCGAGAAGAGGCGAGAGCGGGACGAGCGGCAAUCUAAUGACACGGACGUCGUUUUCCGCAUCUUAUGCCCCCAGGCGAGAAUCGGAUCGCUUCUAGGGAAGCACGGCGCGAUCAUUCAGAGCAUCCGAGAAUCCACGGGAGCUCGCCUUAAGCUGGCUGACCCAAUGCCCGGCACCGACGAACGCGUUAUAAUCGUCUCCGCUCGCAGCGACAAGAACUAUCGCAGCGGCGACGACCCCGCACGCGACGACGGCGGCGACAAAGCCGCGGAUCGCCCGGACGACUGGUCCGUCGCACAGGAAGCCCUGAUUCGCGUGCACGCGAGGAUCGCCGACGCCGAUGGCGACAGUCGCGAAUUUCGCGACAAGGAUGGGGCAGAGGGUGGUGCUAGUAGCGGUGCGACUGGUGUUCCGGCGAGGCUGCUCGUGCCGAGCAGUCAGAUCGGGUGUCUUCUGGGGAAGGGCGGAUCCAUCAUUGCGGGCAUGCGGCAGGAGAGCGGCGCGAACAUCAGGAUUUUCAACAAGGACAAACUGCCGGCGUGUGCGCUACCCACGGACGAGCUAGUGCAGGUGACGGGCGAGUACCCUGUGGUCCAGAAAGCCCUGGAGCUGAUUUCCAUCCGCCUCAGGCGCUCCCCUCCCCGCGACCCCCCCAAUUUCCUCGCCAUGCACCCCACAUCUGGUUACCAGCCGGCUGCUGGUUACCAGGCGUCCGGUGGUUACCCCCGUGCAGCUGAUACCUACUCCUCUCGCAGCGGCGCAGUUGCGGCCUUCCCUCCCCCGCAAAACCCCCAGGCCUACUCCCCCUACGCGCUUCCCCUGCCUGGCGCGCCCGCCCCUUCCCCUUACGGGGGAGCGUGGGGCGCAGGCGCGCCAGCAGCAGCAGCAGCUGUGCACGCGUAUGGGGGAAUGGGUGGGGGGAGCUUUGGGGUUGGGGGAAGGGGUGGGGGCGGGGCGGAGGGGGCAGGAGUAGAGAUGGAGCUGAGGCUGCUGUGCCCCGGGGAUAAAGUGGGGGUUGUGAUUGGAAAGGGCGGAUCCAGAAUCAAGCAGAUAAAGGAGGAGACAGGGGCGAGAGUGAAGGUGAACGAGGCUGUUGCUGACUGCGAUGAGCGCAUUGUCGUCAUUGACGCUGUGGAGGCGCCCUUCUCGCCCGUGUCGCCCACUGAGGAGGCGCUCUUCCGCGUGCACGCAGCCAUCUCGCAGCCCCACGGGGGCGACAGAGGAACAGAGGAGGGCGCGCGUGACAGUAACGGGGUCACUGCUAAGCUGCUCGUUAGGAAGGGGCAGGUGGGGUGUUUGAUGGGCAAGGGCGGCAGCAUCAUCAGUGAGCUGAGGAGCACCAGCAGGGCGCGCAUCAGCAUUCCGCCCAAGGACCAGCUGCCCAAGUGCGCUGAUGACACGGACGAGGUUCUAGUGGUGUCUGGCGAGCCCCACUGCGUCUCGCACGCCCUGCGCCUUGUCUGUGCGCGCCUCAGAGGCAGAGAGACCGCAGUCGCAGCCAAAGGUGCUGCUUCCGCUGGUGCCGCAACUGCUGGUGGUGCGCGUGGCAGUGGUGGUGCUGGUGGGGGUGGCUAUGUGGAACCAGCGAGGGGUGUGGCGUACAGCUACCCCCCGUCCAGCAGUCGUGGCGAUGCAUAUGGUGGUGGCGGCCACUCUUAUCCUGCCCCAUCAUCAUCAUCCCCUGCGGUGGUGGCCACUCUCUCUGCUGCCGGCCCUGAUGGCACCGUCGGGUGGUCCUAUGAGCCCUCUUCCCAGCCAAAGGUGGAACCCGCCUUUCACAAUGAUGGCUACUCUGCCCCCAGGGGCUCAGGCUGGGACGUGGCACCAGCUGCAGCACAAGACUACGGCAACUACUCACACCCCUCGGCGCCCGCUCCUGCUCAUGCUGCUGCCGGGGGUAACGGCGAUGGCAGUGGUGGUGGGGGGGCAGGGGCAGGCGAAGGGGCGGGGGGAGGCGUGCUGACGGCGCUGGUGACGGUGCCUUCUGUGGCAGCGGGGGCGGUUAUCGGCAAAGGCGGAGCCAACAUUCAGCAGAUCAAAAGCAUAUCAGGGGCGCGUGUGCGCAUGUACGAGGGCAGGGAGGGCGACAAUGAGAGGGUGGUGGAGGUGGUGGGGUCGUCAGACCAGGUGCAGGUGGCUCAAGCCAUCAUCCACGCGUUUGUGAUCAAAGGGACGGCUGCUGCUGAGAGGCACUCGGCAGAGAGGCACGAGGCGUUCUGAUGUGUCUGCUGGUCUGCUGGUCUGGUGGGUUCGCUACAUUCACUCAUUGCAUGGUUCGUGCACACAGCUGGGCUCCACCAUAUGCCUAGUGCCUCGCGUUGACACGUUGCGUCCUCCGCCCCUUGCGUUACGUGUCAUGUCCCAUGCCCCAUGCCACAUACCUCAUGCCCCAAACCUCAUACCCCAUGCCUCAUGCCACAUGCCUCACGGCCCAUACCUCACGGCUCAUACCUCAUGUCCCAUACCUGAUGCCCCAUACCUGAUGCCCCAUACCUGAUGCCCCAAGCCUGAUGUCUCCAGGUCGUUUUCUCGCCAAGCCUUGCACCUUCCUUUCUUCCGAGCUGUUUCCUGAUCCCUAAACGGCUCCUAUUCUGCUCUUACAAAGACCUUAUCCCGGUUCAUGCCCUUUGCCCACCUCUACUCAUCCCCCUCCCAUCCUCAUCUCGAACGCCCAUUCCCACCCGCAUUCCCAGUUCCUUUCCCGAUGCACAUUCCCAUUCCUGCGCCUGCUCUGCCUGUCUUAACCCACGACACUUCACUGUGCAGCAGCCCCGGAAUCAUCAGAGCCUUGUGCGCCACAUACUCAGGACACCCUGCACCAUUGAUGCCUUGGCCCAAGACAAUCCCAAGAGACAAUCCCAAGUCCAUCUUAGAGAAAGAGAGACCAGCCUUUUUCUCUCUCUCCAGUGCCUUGUGCUUAGAAAUGGCCUUCAGCCCAAGCCAGGCACAAGCCACAGUAGGCCCCUUUUUGCUCAAAUAGUUUGUCACGCAUGUCAGCUGGAGCGAUUGACAAUUUGCUCCAACAGUCUCUCCUCUCCCCCUUGAAUGUCCUUCGCUCACCGCCUAUCCUGUCUGUCUGACAGCUCUUCGCAUACAUUAACCUUUUCCAAACUUAACUGCAUCAGUGACUUCUGUGCCUAAGGACUGCCUUCUCCUUUCUGGAGACUGCCCUCUCUACGAAUGUCAGCUUGACUCAGAAACUGGUUCAAACUCUUAGCUGUUCUUUAUAUCGGUUGUCUGCCUCUCUAGCUCACAUCCUAACUGCGAAUGCCCCCCAUUUUACGUAUGCACAUGCAUGUUUGCAGCCGUCCUCAUAGCCGUCCUCACUGCCGUCCUCACAGCCGUCCUCACAGCCGUCCUCACAGCCGUCCUCACAGCCGUCCUCACAGCCGUCCUCACAGCCGUCCUCACAGCCGUCCUCACAGCCGUCCUCACAGCUUCCUCACUCUCCCGUCCGUACUCCACCCCUGCCAUGCAUGCGUACUCCUGCUCUGCUGCAUAAACGUGCUUUGUGUUUGAGCCCUCUGGGCCCCUCCCUCCCUCCCUGUCCCCUUUCCCCCCCAAGUACCAUGAGCCCUGCCCCCUCCCCCCCUCCCCCCCCCCUAUUAUGAGCCUAUUUUCGUAGUAGGUUGUGCACAUAAAUUUCUGUUGAGCCCAUUUUUCAUAUGUUGCCUUGCCAUCAAUGGCCACCUCAAAUUUCUCUGCCAAUCGGGAGUGAGACGCCUGCAAUAUACUUAUGGAUGUUACAGGGUGUGGAUGGUGAAAUAUUAAUGGAUCAAGAUUAAUGUUGUGUCUAAGAUGAUAGAUCCAACAUAUUUAUGCAUGUAAGAUCUCUUGUGUGACGUGU